This is a messenger RNA of Phoenix dactylifera (date palm), 877 nucleotides long. RefSeq lists its product as uncharacterized. The record is from RefSeq and is a predicted model, not a curated record. Lineage: Eukaryota; Viridiplantae; Streptophyta; Magnoliopsida; Arecales; Arecaceae.
AUGGUGGAGAAGGCUGACAUGAGCUCUACUCUCUUUCGUUCUCUCUCUCCCCAGGCUCAAAGAGAUGAAGGAGUUGGAAUCUCCGCUCUCCGCCUCGCCGGAUCUCGGCGAUGGAUCUCCGGCCGGGGACCUUCGGCUUCCCCGGCGGAGCCGAUCCUUCCGCUCCACCGCCGACUGCCCACGCUCCACCUCCCGCCUCUCUUCCUCCGCCGUGCCCUUCUCCUGGGAGCAGCGCCCUGGGAUCCCCAAAAUCCCCGGCAACCCCAAGUCCCGUCCUACCGAUCCCAUCCUCCCACUCCCUCCCCCCUCCGAUCCUCCUCCUCCUCCUCCUCCGAGAGCUUCCAGAAGAAGCGAUCCGACGCCCGGCCCGCUGCCGACCCAUUCGUCGCGGCCCUCGCGGAGUGCGCCAAGGAGCCCUCGCCGCCGUCCGAUGGAGCGGCCGAGAUGGGGAUGGAGAAGCUCUGGCGGCGGGGCGGAAAGGUCACGGACCUGCGGCGGGGAGCUGCGGCGGCGGUCUGGUCGAUAUCCGACCGGUUCAGGAUCUUCGGCUUGGUCGGGUGGUGCAAGAGUGGGAGGUGCUCCGUCGCCGACUCCACGGUUUGCGUCCCCCGGUCCAGCCUCCGGAACUGCAACGCCUACGGGCGCUUGAACCGCCGGGCCGCCUGACCUCGCUGCCCGGUCCAAGGAAAGGUUCCAUACUGAAUACUAUACAAUAAAUCUAGGUAAUGGAUAAAUCUGUUUACGUCUGUGAGAAUAAUGAUGGUUAUUUGCUUUUUUUUUUAACUUCCGUAUAAUUAAAAUAAAUUAAGUUGGACACGAGGACUGAGUUGGCCCUCUACAAUUGGCAAUGGGGAAUUAUGAAGUGGGAUUGGAAUCA